Messenger RNA from Drosophila pseudoobscura, 750 nucleotides. RefSeq lists its product as uncharacterized. The transcript has a single exon. Gene Ontology annotation, molecular function: serine-type endopeptidase activity. The record is from RefSeq and is a predicted model, not a curated record. The coding region runs from base 1 to 750 and encodes 249 amino acids. Lineage: Eukaryota; Metazoa; Arthropoda; Insecta; Diptera; Drosophilidae. Gene Ontology annotation, biological process: proteolysis.
AUGCAUGUGAUAUACCCAACAGUGGCAGGUGAAGCACGGCAUCAGAUUCCCCCCAAUCAGCAGAUCGUGCGCAUUAUCAACCACUACAAACGGCUUAGCUUGGAGCAACUGCAGCAACGCGCUGCCAAGAGGAAGCAUGACUCUCAAGUAAAGGAUUACAGCUUCAUAGUCAAGCUAAAGGUUCGGAACUCCGUUCGAUGCAGUGGGGCCCUGUUGGCGCCACGCCUGGUGAUCAGCUCCAGCAGCUGCUUGAGUGGAGUUCCUUCUAGUCAAGUGCAUAUCCUCACCAGAGGAGGGAGCACUCUCCCAGUGGCUAAGCUUGAGUGGUUCCGAUCCAGCCCCGAGGUAAUCCUAAUCACCCUGGUGACAGCAGCCCCGGGACAGCCGAUUGGACUGUGCUCCACGACCCUAAAGAUGGGCGACAAUGCCUCCAUGCUGAUGGCCAGCAACGACCUCAGCUUCUUUGGACGUAGACACAGCCAGGUCGUGUCUAACCAGGCCUGCAAGAUGACCUUUCUGCAGGAAGAGAGCGUCUACAUCACUCCCAAUAUGCUGUGCCUGCAGAACUCCCAGAGCCCAGAGAAGUGCGUCACACAGCAGGGAGAUGCCUUAUUGGUUGACCGUCAACUGUGCGGCUUGAAUGUCUACGGAUCCCGCUGUCGGGCACGCUCCCUAAAUGCCGAUCUCUAUAUUGAUCUGGAAAAACUGCGAACUCUGAUUAGCCAUUUCAUACAGAAGCUGCUAGGUUGA